This is a messenger RNA of Fraxinus pennsylvanica, 705 nucleotides long. Lineage: Eukaryota; Viridiplantae; Streptophyta; Magnoliopsida; Lamiales; Oleaceae. The record is from the annotation of a GenBank genome assembly.
AUGACUACAACACCAGUUCCAAUUUUGGUUUCGAUUUUAAUGCAGAACCCGAUAGCUGGGGUUGCGAGUAUGCGGAUUCCUUACCUGACCGAAAUUGCUGAUACGGUCCCGGUGGAGCUUGGGGCUCGGGUUGAUGGCUCGAAUUCGGAGUCUGGUUUCGGUGUAUUUGAGGUAAAUUCUGGGUUUAUUGUUAACGGUGAAGACAAUUAUGAAAGCUUUGGGGUGAAUGAUUAUCGUAUCACUGAAAACAAAAGAGAAGAGUUUGAGUGGGAGGAGGUGAAUGAGAGAAACCAAUUUGACGAGAGAGUGAAUUUUGACUCCGUGAUUGAUCGAAUUGGGGGAGUCUUGGUUUCUUCAAAUGUUCCAUCCCCAGAAGGCGAGGAUUCAUUCUUAGAUGCAGUAGAAGGCGAAUUAGAAGAAGAAGAAGAGAGAGAUGUCGAGUGGGAAGUGCUCAUGACAGUGAAUAAUUUGGAUAGGGAUGUUGGUAUUGAGAACCAAGAAGAAUAUAACAAUGAGACUGAAUUUGCUCGUUUUGAUCUUCCAGAAUUGGUGGAGAAUGAGAAUGCUGUAAAGGUUGGUCUGCCUGCAUCGAAACCCGUGGUGGAGAAUUUGCCUACAAUGGUGUUGACAGUUGACAAAGUGCGGCAGAACAAUGAUUUUGUUGUUUGUGCAGUUUGUAAGGAGGAUGUUGCAGGUUGCUCUUAA